Mesocestoides corti is the source of this 1530-nucleotide messenger RNA. The record is from the annotation of a GenBank genome assembly. NCBI's taxonomy places the organism in Eukaryota, Metazoa, Platyhelminthes, Cestoda, Cyclophyllidea, Mesocestoididae.
AUGGAUGAAUCCGCAGACAACCAGGAUGAUCUGAACUUUUGGCUGAUAGUUUGCGCGGUGCUGACUGUUCUCUGCUAUGGCAUGUUUGGUUUGCUCUUCUUCCUCUUCCGUCGCAUCGUCAACGACGCCCUUGCUGGACUUCGAAGCGGCAAGUCGCGGAAACCGCGAACUGAAAACGUGCUCCCAUUGAGUAACUUCGCAGCGGUCACCAAGGUCGACCAUAACGAGAACUCAGGCAGCCUGAGUGUGGGCUUCUCCCUGCGUGAUAGUGCUACGCUCUUUAUUCUGCGGAGCGUUCCACUGUCCACGCUCCACCAUGCGAUGGUAGACACAACAGAUGUUCUCGUGGACUUCCUACGAAAGAACGCGUCGCAAACCACAAUGCUGACGCCUGACGACUCCCUUCUGAACGUGAAGACCAACGAAGAGCGAGUGGAUCUGCACAAAUUCCGACAGACCUACGACCUUGUGCUCGCGUUCUACCGAGCCAGUGAGAGGAAAGACGAGGAAUGCACAGUUGUCUCAAUUCACAUUAUUCACGUGAAACAGCACAAAGAGGAGCAUCGUGCGACCCAAAUCCUCUAUUCAUACUGCAAGACAAACUUCGACCGACUUGUCUGCGCUCAGGCAAGCCCUUUUUUCCACCAACUCUUUACUGCCGCGAAUCGUACCGCGUCGGAAGAAGGUCGACCGCCUGAUUGUGUUAUUUGCCUGACAGAAGGCCAGGCAAACACUGUUUUUGUUCCUUGUCGACAUGUUGCGAUCUGCAAGACGUGUCUUCCUGCCUUUCAGACUUCUUCCCAGUGUCUUCACUGUCCUGUGUGCCGAGCUGCUAUUGUGGAGAUUAAGGAUCUGAUUCCGCAGCCCCCGAUGCUUCCAGAGCGAUUCUACGCCGACUUUACCAUCACGUACACUCCACGAGAGGACAAGGGCAUGCCAAUGCCCCCAUGGAUCGAUGGGAUUCCCCCGGAACUCCCCUACGCCAUUGGUCGAGGCUACGCUGCCUACGCCUCCGACCUUGGCAUCAUGCUGGAGAACUACACUGACUUUUGUGUCCCAAUCUUCUCGCCAAACGCCUACUUUCCCUGCGUUCUCUUUAACUAUAACUCCACGGCAUACCUCAUUGCACCGAAGGAAAAUCGAUACGGGCCAUGCUGCGUGUACCGGCCAAACUGGUCACCCCCGCAUCGGGAUUUUAUGCAGCAAUUCGGGCAGUUCUACAGCGGCACCACGCGCAACCUUGGGGUGAAGAGGAGGGUGCUGGCACAGCAAAUCGAUUGGUGGGUGAUACCGCAAGCGAACACAACGAAACUCACCGACCACCCUGUCUUUGGUGGAUUUGGAUUCGCAAGACAGCCACUGUCAAGCGGUUACCGUCCCUACGUGUCCUUCUGGUACGAGGGCGACAUCGGAUGGACGCAUCAGAUUUUCGAAAACUUCACAGACACCGGCAAGAAAAUGCACAUUCUCGAUGACUUUCGUUUACCAGAGAUGUGUAAUGUGGCCGUAGCUUGCAACUACAGACCUUAA